This is a messenger RNA of Funneliformis mosseae, 329 nucleotides long. Lineage: Eukaryota; Fungi; Glomeromycota; Glomeromycetes; Glomerales; Glomeraceae. The record is from the annotation of a GenBank genome assembly.
GUCAUAUUAAUAAUCUGUAUAAUACUUGUUUUUGGGCACUGGUUCAUUCUGGAAAGACAGAAAGUGAAGCCGAGAACGCGUUAAGAGUAGGUACAAUAUCUUCUGAUAAAAAUGAAUUACUUCAUACAUCAUUCGAUAUAAAUUAUAAUAAUUUACCUGAAAUGUAUCGAAAAGGUUCUGUACUGAUUAGAAAAGAGGCUCAUCUCAUGUCUCAUAAUCAGAAAGGCGUCGAAGUCGUUAGAAAGAAAAAGGUUGUUACAACAUUACAUGUAGAUAUAAUUCAUGAUAAAUUUUGGAAGGAACAUCCCGAAUUAAAUGUAUCUGUGUAA